AGCCAUGGAGGUCCCUGUGGGGCUGCCUGGCAGAAGGGAGUCCUCUGCCUUGCCCGCUGCUGCAGCCCUUCCCAGCGAGUCACGACCAACGCCGACAAAAACAGUGCGGAUCGCGGUACUGAAGGCGCAAGACCUGAGAAGCAUCAAAAGCGACGUGUCAGUUACUUUGGUGCGUGCGGAGUACAACGGAGAGAUCUUGGGAGACUCCUCCAGGUCUGACGUCUUGCCAGACGGGACAGCAAACUAUAAUUUCACGACCAGCUUCGAGUGCAGCCCCGACGGGCCCAACUCCUUGGAUGACGUCGCGCGAAAACCUGUGCUCUUGACAGUGAUAGAAGUGUUGCAAAGGGAGAAGAGGCAGAAGGAGAAGACUGUGCCUCUUGGCCAAGCCGUGGUGGACCUUCUACCUCUGCUGCAAGGACAGUGUUCGUUUAAGGUCUCGGCUCCUUUGUAUGCAGUGCCUACCUCUCCUAUAGAGAGCCUUCACCCGGAGGCCAAGGGUGGCCUUGAAGUGACCGUGAGCACCGAAGAGCCUCUGCUUUCUGCCACGCAGCUCUCAGAUGGUAACCUCCUGAGUGUCACGCUGGAGGCAGCUUAUUCCGUCCCCGAAGCGUUUGCUCCCGAUGGGCCCCAACAAAACUACAUGGCUUGCUUGCAAGUACCAGCUGCUGGGGAGAAGGAGUUCCCCUUGCUCUUCAAGAACGGCAUCCUGAAGCUUGCUGGUGAAACAGAACCAUUACCCCGACCCAAAAAAUGGCCCCUUGCUAACAUCACGGCUCCUGGUGCUCUCAGCAUACCCAACUCCUUCAUUGUUGGUGGUCCCUAUGAGGAUGAGGAUGGAGAGCUCAACAAAAGAGAGGACAGGGAGUUUAGGAUCCAAGCAGAAAGCAAGAAGAGAAUCGUAUGGGACAUGGAAGGGCGCUGUUACCUGGAUCCUGCUGCAGUAGUCGUCCUGCAGAAGCGCAUUGCGGAGUGCCGGUACUGGCCCGUGGAGGUUUGCAGGAUGGCUGUGGCCUCACCCAGCAAAGGGAAGACUAGCAAAGCUGACAAGGGAGAUGAGGACAAGCAGAUUUUCUUCCAUGGCGUGGCGUAUGUCAACGUGGUGCCUUUGCUGUGCCCUGGCGUGAAGCAGAUCCGAGGUGCUUUUCCUGUCUUUCCCUACCAAGACAGCGAGGUGUUUGAGAAGACCAAAAGUCAGCACAGUGUUUUCCGGGAUCUCAGGACCCAGCUCGGUCUGACUAAGGAAGGGUCGUGGACCCCAAGAACCAGCACUCCCCUUUCCAGAGCUGUUCCCAGCAAAACUCAGAAGGAAGACAAGGAGAAGAUCGCCAAAGAUAAGGAUUCCAACAGAACGAUGUCCAACGGGCCCAAAAUCCAGUUGUCAGAUGCUGCUGCAGAAGCUGAAAAUGUCACAAGUCUCAGCCUUGAUGGACAGCAAUACGUUGAAGCAGGAACGUUCCUGGUGAUGGAGAUAAAGCUGGACAAGGCCUUGGUACCAAAGCGAUUGCGAGAGGAGCUCACCAGACGGGUCAAGGAGAUGAUUCCUCCUCGCCCUCCGCUGCCUCCCUGGACUGCAGGAGCCAAGAAG
This is a messenger RNA of Tauraco erythrolophus (red-crested turaco), 1588 nucleotides long. NCBI's taxonomy places the organism in Eukaryota, Metazoa, Chordata, Aves, Musophagiformes, Musophagidae. The record is from RefSeq and is a predicted model, not a curated record.